Messenger RNA from Suillus plorans, 1023 nucleotides. RefSeq lists its product as uncharacterized. The transcript has 5 exons. The record is from RefSeq and is a predicted model, not a curated record. Bases 1 to 1023 code for a protein of 340 amino acids. Lineage: Eukaryota; Fungi; Basidiomycota; Agaricomycetes; Boletales; Suillaceae.
AUGUCCUCAGUAACUCUGCUCAUUCUCUCCUCCGUCCGACUUGAGUUUCUCUCUCGUCGACCUCCGCUCGUCUUAGGAUCGACUCCUAUAGACUUGACACCUCCGCCUCUACCUCUGUCUUAUCUCUUGUUUCCGAACGUCCGCCGGAAUUCCCGCGCAUCGGACAUCGGACUCCGGACAUCGCCCGACGCCCUCCGGACAUCGUCCGGUAACCUUCGGACAUCGUUCGACAACCCUCGGAAGUUAGGGGCACGUACUCGGGUAAGGGGCGCAGCGCACGAGCUGAAGCCAAGCCCUUCGGAUCCGACCCUUGAGCACGUUCUUAACAGCUCUCCUUCGGCCAUUGGUCAGUUUGCCCUUGUGCACCUGGAACAACGAACACUGGUAACCAUCAAUUCCGAUGACCCCUCGUUCAGUCUGCAGAGCACAUGGGUCACCAUCUGCCUCCAAGAGGCACGCAAAGUGGAAUUAUCCACGCAGGCAGGACUCAUGGCAACGUACCUUGAUGUUGGAGGAUACCAUACUCACCAUCGCAAUGCUCAAUCGGAGCUAAUAUUUUUACGGGCAAAGAUGUGUCGUGCCCAAGCUGAGGCGGCUGUUUAUACACUGGCCCUUGAAAAUUCCCCUGCGUCAACCUACUCUGACAGCUGUCAUAUCCCGCAUUCCAGACCAACAUCCGACGAUGUUCCCACGCCUCAUCCGGACCUCCGGACCUCCUGUCCAUGUCUCCAGACCCAAUCCUCUAUCCAUCCGGAUCCCUGUACUCCUGCAUCUGAUAUCCGGACACCAGAUCUGAUAUCCACAUCUCCGGAUCUCCGGAUCCGACCUAUCUGUCAUGUCCGAACCCAAACCUUAAAUCAGCGCCCAUCCCCUUAUGGUAAUCACCUGUCUCCGGACUUCCGAACAUCCGGAUCCGACCCACGUCUAUCUUCCGGAUCCGACCCGCGUCUAUCUUCCGUGCCUUAUCCCUUUUUUGAUUUUUCUAUGUCUUCAUCUCCGUCUUCAUUUACUAUUUUCCGAUAG